AUUUCCGCACUAUGCAAUUCCCAAACAUAGUUUAUUUAAUUCAGUAAUUAAUUAAAUAAUAACAAAUAAAUAGUAAGAAUUAGUUUCAACAUUGUAUAAAUUGAGGAGCUAUAUAUAUACAUUCCAAGCAACCUGUCGGGUUUAUUUUCUGUUACUUAGAGCUUAUCUUCCCGAAGAGAUUAAGAUGAUUUUGCCAAUUCUUGAGAUGCUGUGCUCACGAAGGAUUAUCCUUGCAAGUGGAUCUCCGAGAAGAAAAUCUAUUUUGGAAAAUAUUGGUCUCAAAAUAGAGGUGAUACCAUCCACCUUUGAGGAGGAUUUAGAGCCUUCAGGGUUUCCGAGUUUACAAGAUUUUGUGAUUGAGACGUGUUAUCAGAAGGCUCUUGAAGUUGCAUGCAGGUUGCAAAAAGCUGGAGAAAGUGCAGAACUAAUCAUUGCAGCGGAUACCAUCGCUCUCGAUGGGAAGGUUUACGGUAAACCUGGGUCUGAUGACGUAGCUCGGGAUAUGCUCAACAAACUCAGUGGAAAACCACACCAAGUUUUGACAGGAGUCACCCUCAUGUGGGAUUGUAAUAGUCCCUCCCCGGUGGUUGACAAAUUUUGUGAAAUAACUUUUGUCCACAUGCCCACUUUGAGUGAUGCCAUUAUUUCGUCAUAUAUUCAAACUCGAGAACCAUUGGACAAGGCUGGAGCGUAUGGAAUUCAGGGGAUUGGGGGCUGUUUGGUUGAGAAAGUUGACGGAGAUUUCUACAAUGUUGCUGGGCUCCCCCUCCAUAAGUUAUGUCAACAUAUCAAGAAGCACUAUGAACUAUAAACCUUUCUUUGAUUUAUUUUUCUUUCGUGAUAAAUAAAGGGCAUCUCAAAUCCUCUUUUAGAAUCGAACAUUGACGCUAUGAAUGUAUAUUGUAGCACAAGUAAAUAUAAAAUGGACCAGAUAACACUUCAAAAGUCCUUUGCAGUAAUAAUGAUAGGCACAAUAUCAUUCAUAUUUAUUCAUCUCUUCUUUUUUGUUUGUAACAUGUUCAUCAUCAUCAAUAUUAUAACAUACAAAAAAUCAUACUUUGUAAAUCGUUGAGGAUCGACUAUUAUUAUAAUAAAUUAUUGUGUAUCUUUACAAUUUAA
Molecule: messenger RNA, 1119 nt
Organism: Folsomia candida
Lineage: Eukaryota; Metazoa; Arthropoda; Collembola; Entomobryomorpha; Isotomidae
Product: dTTP/UTP pyrophosphatase
Exons: 5
Coding region: 185-811 (208 amino acids)
Molecular function (GO): nucleoside triphosphate diphosphatase activity
Source: RefSeq, a predicted model, not a curated record